Nicotiana attenuata is the source of this 735-nucleotide messenger RNA. RefSeq names its product myosin-2 heavy chain-like. The record is from RefSeq and is a predicted model, not a curated record. The coding region runs from base 1 to 735 and encodes 244 amino acids. The transcript has 3 exons. Lineage: Eukaryota; Viridiplantae; Streptophyta; Magnoliopsida; Solanales; Solanaceae.
AUGCCAAAAACCAAAAAGGAAUACAACGAUGCAGAUAGGAAAGCUGUGGAGAAAAAUUUUUGUGCCAAGAAAAUUUUGCAAGAACACUUCAAGUACAACCCUAAUAAAGCAGCCAAAAGGAACCCGGUUCCUGACAAACGCUUCAAAAGGAAGAAUGCCGCUGACAAUGUUAUGAAGCAAGCUCUUGCAGCAUGGGGAGAUUCCUCAAGUGAGCCUGAAAAAGAAACUGAUGCAGAUGAUAAGGAUGCCUUGAACAUAGAAUUAGGAAAAGCUGAGCAAACCAGAGAUGACUUGAUAGUUUGUGUGGUUGAUUUGAAGGAAACUAUAGAUGAUCUGGAAAAUGAGAAGAAGGUUCUAACUGAGAAAAUCACUAGUGUAGAACACGAACGAGAUGAUCUGGUGGUAGUAGUAGUUGACUUGAAAGAAACCAUUGAGAACUUAAGUAAAGAAAAGGAUGCCUUAGUGGAGAAAGUGACUGAUGUUGAGCAGGAGAGAGAUGACCUCUUAAUAGUGAUUGUAGACUUGAGGGAAACUAUAGAGGAACUUGGAGCUGAGUGUAGGCCUGGAAAUUCUGAUAAAGGGAAAGAGGUAGCUAGUGAGGCACACAUUAAGCUUGAAAACGAGUUAAAUGCUGUGAGAACUAGUUUGUGUGCUGAACUUGAGAAAAAUAGGCAGCUCCAAGCAGAAUUGGAAAGAGUAAAAAAUGAUCUUGAGAAGUCCCUUAAGUGGACCUAG